AGGCGCUGGAAAGCGCGCGUGUGCGGCCGCGGGCCGGCGGGGGAGGCGCGUUGCUGCGGUACACAGCACACCUAGUAACGCCCUGCGCACCCGGCCGCGCGCGGCCGCUCUGCUCCGCGCCCCGGCCGGGCUCGCCCGAAAGCAUGCCCUUUUUUGCAGAUACUUUCCACCCGCCACAUCCGCCUGGCACCCCGGCAAUGCCAGGCUGUGGCACCCCACUGCCCUCUGCCACCGAUGGUGCCGCGUUGGCCGGUCUGGUGGGAGUCCGCCCCUUCCAGUUCCAGCCCCGGCGGGCCAGCGUGGACUGGCGGCGGUUCAGCGCCAUCGACGUGGAGCGCGUGGCCCGGGAGCUGGAUGUGGCCACGCUCCAGGAGCACAUUGCCGGCGUCACCUUCUGCAACCUGGACUCGGAGCGGUGCCCGUCCUGCGGGCAGCCCGUCGACCCCGUCCUGCUGAAGGUGCUCAAGAUGGCCCAGCUGAGCAUCGAGUACCUGCUGCACUGCCAGGAGAGCCUGAGCGCCGCGCUGACCCUGCAGGCUGGGCGCCUCCAGGCUGCCCUCGACGAGCUGACCCGUGCAAAGCAGGAGGCAGCGAGGCAGGCGGAGGAGCUCAGGGGGGUGAAGGAGGAGAGUAGGAGGCGCAAGAAGCUGAUCGCCACCCAGCAGCUCCUCUUGCAAGCUGGGGCUAACAGCUACCACAAGUGCCAGCUCUGCGAUAAAGCCUUCGUGAACUACUCCUUCCUCCAAGCCCAUGUUCAGCGCAGACACGCUGAAGCCAGUGAGGCUGAGAGGCAGCAGAAGAAGCAGGUGGAGCAAAUGGAGGAUGAGAUUCAGGAGCUGAAAGUGAAACUGAGGGAGACGCAGCAGCGCCUGGAAGCGGAGAGAGACGCGGAGAAACUGCGCCGGGAGCACGUACGGGAAACAGAGAAAGCUCGUCAGAGAGAAGAGGAGGGCAGAAGAGAUUUUGAAAGGUGGAAAGAGGAGGAGAGGACAAAGCUCCACCAAGAGCUGGAUGGCUUGAGGCAGCUGUUCCUCACCGAAUUCAAGGACAUCGCCAGCAGGAGCAGUGCCGUGGAAGGGAAACUGCAGGAGCUGCAGGCCAGAAACGUGACAGUGUCCAACCUGGGGACCCUGCAGGAUGAUGACUACAAGGAGAAGCAUCACUGGGCCGUGACCCAGGCAGAGCUACGGGACGUACGAGAGAAGAUGGACGUGCAGAGGGAUGAGUGGAAGCAGAAGCUGAAGGAGCUGCGGAGGGAACACCUGGCUCAGGAGGCCCAGCUGAAGAACGAGAACGAGAAGCUCCGUGCCACACUGUUCCAGGACCACCAGGCAGUUACAGACCACUUCCGUCAGGAAAUGGACACGCUCAGCGCCCGGCUUAGAGACCAGACUGAGGUCAUUAAGUCACAGGAGAAAAUGAUAAAGCUGCUGUCUGCAAGCAAACCUGAAGUGACCCGGGAAGCACCCAAAGUGGCGACUGCAAAAGAGUCAUCAGAAGAAGACACAGAGGAUAUCCUGCAUGGGAAGCAGAGGCUCCUGGAAGCUCUUCGGAGAAACCCCAACCUCCUGAAGCAGUUUCGGCCCAUCCUGGAGGAGAUGUUGGAGGAGAAGCUGGAGAGCAUGGGUGUGAGGAAGGUUGCCAAGGGGAUCUCAACUCAGACCUACAAAAACCUCCAAACUCUGGUCAGAAUUCAGCAGCAGCAGAAGGCUGAGAGGUUUCCAGAGCUCCUCCACUUGAGGGACAAGUUAAUCCGAGCAGUCAUGUGGAAAGUCAGGCAAAGUGAGAAGCCCAACGUUAAAAGCCAAAAGAGCCCCUGGCCACUUCGCUGGUCACCACCAUCUUCGCAGCCUGUGGUGAAGCUAGCUGCACUACAGCCUGGGGCCUCAGCAGCCCCCCGGCCGGCUCCUCGGAGCAGAGCCCGCACCCCCCACAGCUCUCCAGGGACACUCCCAAGGACCACCCAGACCCUUAAGGCCAGCAACCCAGCAAACCCUCACCUGGGACCUGUCCCACAGCCAAGCCCACGUGCCCGCUCAGAAGUGACACUGGGAUGGGAGCAGGCUGGCCUGUCCCCCACGAAGCUGAGACCUCCCACGAGCACGCAGAAAGAACAAAUGCCCUCAAAAAUGAUGCCAGAUGAUGACACCGAAUCUGAUGAGUCUGCCCUGGAUUCACCAGAGGAAACAGCUGGCCCAGGGACAACUGUGUCUGCCGUGGUGAAGGUCUUGGAGAGACGCCUGGACACAACAGCACGGAAACCAGCCGGGGGUGUGAAACUCUUCCCUGAGAGAAGCUCUGGGUCCCCCAAAGCCAGCCAGCCCACCAAGAAACUGCAGGUUGUGGAGGACAUCACUGACCUGGAUACAUCCUCCCUGGAGGACCUCGUGGCACCCCGGGAGCCGCCGGAGGGCCGGCGACGGCCGGCGGCGAGGCUCGGCUGCGAUUCGGCAGGUUCCCCCGUCACCAGCGCCUGGAGCUCGGGCAGUGCGGGGACCAGGGGUUGGUGAUUUCCACCCCCCCCGCCCCACUGGCAGGACUGCCCCAUUGCCCUGGGGAGCCUCGCUGCAAGGUGACACAGGAGGAGAAAUGACAGUCCUCCGCAGGAGCCAGCAGCCACUUGAUGGUGCCACAAGACCAGGAACAGGCAGCCACCGCUCGGCAGCCUCCGCCGGCUGCUGCCCGGGCUGCAGCAGUUUCUCUUUCCAGGUUGAAAGCAAAUUACCCCAAUAUUGGGGCUUCUCAAGAGACACAAGGUUUGCAUCCUCCCUGGCCAGGUGCUGUCGUUCCAACCAAGGGCUUUGUGACCAGGAGAGCAGCAGCGAUUUCUGCCUUCCCCUUGUGCACGUGUCUGCAUGAGUUAUAACACGGCACAGAGCCCGUCGUAGGGUGCCACGAGCCUGGAGAGCACCAGCAGCUCUCACUGGCUGUUGAGAUAGCUCUUGCUGUCCCUGUUCUCCACCGUGGUCACAGCCUGACCCUUGAAUGUGCCUAUUUCAUUUUUUUUAAACCGUCCAUCAAGCAGAGUCCUAUCCAAAAGCUGAUUAUUUGCCUGUUUGAUUAUAGGCAUCACAUCAGUCAGGUUCUACUUAUAGCAUUUAUCCAUAUAAAUGAAGUGCGUUUUCCUAAAUCUCUCUAUUUUUUACAUUUGUAGCUGUGCAUGAGACAAUCUGGAUCCUUACAGAGGCCAAAAGUUUGUAAGUUUGAAAAAUACAACGGUGCGAUUUUUUUUUUUUUCCUGACACUUCACAACCCACCCUAGCAUUGGCUAAAACUUCAUGUUUGUGGGGAAUUUAAUGUUACGGGCCAGAAAGGCCAGCCACUGCUGAGCAGAACAGCAAAGUGAAUUCAUUUCACUUCACUGAAUGGCCAAAGUGCCUUCCAGAUAGGUGACUGCAGAUACGCAUAAAUGUAUAUGCACACAUCCCUGUGUAUGUAUGCGUCCACGUGUGUGCUCUGUAUAUAUAGUAUGUCUCCAUAUACUGCAUACCUCGAAACUUUGAAAGGGAAUCUUUCCACUUCAGUCUUUCAGUUUUAAAUAAGAACUCUGACUGAUUUGUGUUAUUCAUUAAGUUUACAAUACAAUAUAAUU
Molecule: messenger RNA, 3592 nt
Organism: Rhea pennata
Lineage: Eukaryota; Metazoa; Chordata; Aves; Rheiformes; Rheidae
Gene: DZIP1L
Product: DAZ interacting zinc finger protein 1 like
Exons: 16
Coding region: 144-2510 (788 amino acids)
Biological process (GO): cilium assembly
Cellular component (GO): cytoplasm; ciliary basal body
Source: RefSeq, a predicted model, not a curated record